Messenger RNA from Chroicocephalus ridibundus (black-headed gull), 1047 nucleotides. RefSeq names its product opsin-5-like. Gene Ontology annotation, cellular component: plasma membrane. Gene Ontology annotation, biological process: phototransduction; G protein-coupled receptor signaling pathway; cellular response to light stimulus. Lineage: Eukaryota; Metazoa; Chordata; Aves; Charadriiformes; Laridae. Gene Ontology annotation, molecular function: G protein-coupled photoreceptor activity. Bases 1 to 1047 code for a protein of 348 amino acids. The transcript has 4 exons. The record is from RefSeq and is a predicted model, not a curated record.
AUGGAGGAGCAAUACAUUUCCAAACUCCACCCGGUAGUGGAUUACGGAGCUGGGGUCUUUCUUCUGAUCAUAGCCUUCCUCACAAUCCUCGGAAAUUCAGCCGUCCUUGCGACAGCUGUGAAGCGCUCUUCCCUCCUGAAGUCACCGGAGCUGCUUACAGUCAACUUGGCAGUCGCAGAUAUCGGAAUGGCAAUCAGCAUGUAUCCGCUGGCCAUUGCAUCCGCCUGGAACCACGCCUGGCUGGGAGGAGAUGCCUCCUGCAUAUAUUAUGCCCUGAUGGGUUUCCUUUUUGGCGUCUGCAGCAUGAUGACCCUGUGUGCCAUGGCCGUCAUUCGAUUCCUUGUCACCAAUUCAUCCAAAUCUAACAGUAAAAAAAUCACCAAGAACACUGUUCGCAUCUUGAUUACUUUCAUCUGGCUCUACUCCUUGCUCUGGGCCAUUCUGCCCUUGGUAGGCUGGGGCUACUAUGGUCCUGAGCCGUUUGGCAUCUCCUGUACAAUAGCCUGGAGCAAGUUCCACAACUCCUCCAAUGGCUUUUCAUUCAUCCUGAGCAUGUUCCUCCUGUGCACAGUCCUGCCUGCACUGACCAUCGUUGCCUGUUACUUGGGAAUUGCCUGGAAGGUUCAUAAAGCAUACCAAGAGAUCCAGAAUAUCAACAGGAUCCCUAACGCAGCUAAACUGGAGAAGAAGCUGACAUUGAUGGCUGUGCUCAUCUCGGUGGGGUUCCUCAGCUCGUGGACACCGUACGCAGCAGCCAGCUUCUGGUCCAUAUUUAACUCCAGCGACUCCCUCCAGCCCAUUGUUACUCUGCUGCCCUGUCUGUUUGCCAAAUCUUCAACCGCGUAUAACCCUUUCAUUUACUACAUCUUCAGCAAAACUUUCCGCCGUGAAAUCAAACAGUUGCAGUGCUGCUGCGGCUGGCGGGUUCGUUUCUUCAGCACCGACAACUCUGCCGAAAAUCCCGUGUCGAUGAUGUGGAGCGGGAGAGACAACGUGCGUCUCUCUUCGGCUGCCAAGGUGGAGAGCCAGGGAGCCGCGAGUCGCUGA